Lachancea mirantina is the source of this 1557-nucleotide messenger RNA. The record is from the annotation of a GenBank genome assembly. NCBI's taxonomy places the organism in Eukaryota, Fungi, Ascomycota, Saccharomycetes, Saccharomycetales, Saccharomycetaceae.
AUGCUUACUGGAAGAGCUUUGAGGCUCACGGCCCGGCGUGCUUUUGCUACUUUACCCGAAAAGCCAGCUUCCAAAUCGCAUCCCGUGCGCAAAUUCGUGUCAAGGGUCGUCCUCGCGACAACCGCGUUUUACGCUGGUGGUGUGGCCCUAUCGCUUUACAAUGAUCAAUUUGAGGAGCUGUUUACAGAAUCCGUGCCCGGAGCCGAGAGACUCAUUGAGUGGAGCGAACUUCUUAAGAACGGAUCUUUCCGGGCCUCCCAGGUGUCGCUCGAUGAGUUGAAACAGAAGUUUGGUGCUUUCACCACUAAAGUAGACCGUAUUCCCAACCAUGGUGCGGACCCAACAGUGACCACUUUGCACGAGGCCCAAACUGCAGCGCCGCAACCCACGGAGCCCGUUGAAGAAGUCGCCAUGGUCAAACUCACGCUUCAUCCUAUACCCGGACGCUUCGAACCCACAAGCAAAGCGCAUGAACUGGUUAGUUCCGUGAACGAGCUUGUUGAUAACGUCAAUGGACAAUCGAUUUUGGUUUCCGAAGACGCGUACGAUGCGGUUCAAAAAACUUAUAUUCAAUUGGGUGACGCUGUCCAAGUGCUUGCUGGCGACUUCGACAAGGCACUUGCGGAAGCUCUCGCGGUGAAGUACGGCCAAGCAACCGAGGAUUUGCAAGCCAGUUAUGAGACCAGAUUCAAAGAACGCGAACUCGACUUAACCGGCGAUUUUUUGCAACAAUUUAACAGCUUCAAAAAACAACUCGAAGAACACUCCUCCGAGGAACUCAAAGCUGCCCUGAAGGCUAACGAACAAGCGCUGCUUGCCAAACAGGCCAACGAAGUGGCAUUUUUGUCCAUAAAGCAGGUCGAAGAAUUCAACAAGAUCUUGAGCGAGAAACUUGACAAAGAGAGACAAGGCAGAUUAGCGCAUCUUGAAGACCUGGACAAGGACGUGAACUCUUUGGGCGACGUCAUCGACGCGGUUGACAGAUUUGUUGUGCGCGACGAAGUAAUCACACAAUUGACGUUGGUCUUGGCUCAGAUCCAGAACACGCUACAAUCCAAGGAUUUGCGUAGCGUACAAAUCCAAAACGAAAUCGAAAGGCUCAAGACUUUGACCGACACCUUGCCCAAGAAAAACUGUUGCUCUCAAACCCCACGUCUACUUGACGUUCUCGUUAACGAACUCUCCGAGCUCACAGAGAACCGCAAUUUGCUCUCCAGAGAACAGAUCUACAACAGAUGGAUCCUACUGCAGAAAGACAUUGCUACUGCGACGCUUUUGCCGCCCAACGCAGGUAUCUUGGGCCACAUUUCGGCAAAAUUUUUCUCUUUGUUUCUCUUCAACAAGUCCGGUUCUCCUGUGAACAACGACGUAGACAGCGUCAUAGCGCGCGUAACCGAAGACCUAAGACUUGCCAAGUUAGAUAAGGCCGUCGAAGAAGUUGUCGCUCUACAAGGCUGGCCUCGCGUUCUCUCCGAGCAGUGGCUUCAGGACGCCAGAACAAAACUAGAAGUCGAAAUUUUGGUCGAAGCUCUCGAUUGCACCGUCAGAACACUAUGA